This is a messenger RNA of Propithecus coquereli (Coquerel's sifaka), 2640 nucleotides long. Its product is annotated as chromosome unknown open reading frame, human C22orf23. NCBI's taxonomy places the organism in Eukaryota, Metazoa, Chordata, Mammalia, Primates, Indriidae. Bases 150 to 803 code for a protein of 217 amino acids. The record is from RefSeq and is a predicted model, not a curated record. The transcript has 7 exons.
UCCAGGUCGCGCAGGAUUUCUGCAGGUCACUGGCGCGCGUGGUCACUGGCACGCGUGCUUCGGCAGAGCAGUGGUCACCGUCUCCCGGAGCCCACACGCCGCUCUCUGUCGGAAGAGGGCACCCAGCCGGGCUCUUUAGGGGCCCUCCCAUGGCUUCACAGGAGACGGGGGAGACAGUGACCAAAGGAACCGGGUUCUGGCGCUGCACCAAGCCAACCACUUACACCCCAGGGACCUAUGAGCUGCUUAGAGUGAUGAUGAAGGAAUCCAAACUGACUAACUUCCAGCAGCGCCACAUCAUGGACACCAUGAAAAGAGGAGACACUUUGCCUCUACAAUGCAGCCCAACAUCCAGCCAGAGGGUCUCCCCUUCCAAGCAGCCAGCCUCGCCCAUCUACCUGCCUCCCAUCCUGGCAGCCCAUUCCCACCUGCGGCCCGCCAGCGUGUGCCGAGCCAACGGAGCCUACAGCCGGGAGCAGUUCAGGCCUCAAGCCACCCGAGAUCUAGAGAAGGAGAAACGAAGACUCCAAAGUAUCUUUGCCACUGGGAAGGACCCAGAGGAGCAGAAAAGAAAGGCCCCUCCUGUGCAACAGGAGGCCCCAGCCCCUGAGCUGGACCGGUUUGAAGAGUUGGUGAAGGAAAUCCAGGACAGGAGAGACUUCCUGGCUGACAUGGAGGCCCUGGGACAGGGCAAGCAGUACCGAGGAAUCAUCCUUGCAGAAAUCUCCCAGAAACUACGGGAGAUGGAAGACAUUGACCACAAGCGGAGUGAGGAACUCAGGAAGGCGCUUGCCACCUCUUAAUCUGCCUCCAGGGACAGGGGCAGGGUAGCCCAACCUUGAGCCCACCCCUUUGCCAAGCAGGGUCGUCCCCAGGCCAGCCCAGCCAUGUCAAAUGGUUGCACGGCACUGCCCUGGCCUGCGGUACUCCGGCACAUACACGGCGCCCUAGCCCUGCCCAUGGAGGUCGGCUGUUGGAGCCUCCAAGACCCACAGUCACAGACUCAGACUUCGAGUCUUUUCUAGGGGCGAGAGUCCCAUCCCAUCCACAGUGAAAGCAAGGCCCAAUCCCCUACCUCAGACGUGUGUCUAAAGGCAUGCCCCAGGCCCUCUUCCCGCCACCUCCAGCCUAUGUGUCCUGCCCAUUUAGUUUUCUGAACUUAGGAAUGAUUUCAAUUCCUUUCUUCCAACCUGUCUCAGGAUCUACUUAUUUGACUUCUUACUACGUUUGGCAAAUGUUCAACCACAAUGAUUAACUGCCAAUAAACCACAUUUAACAUGGGUCAUUACACGUACUAUUUUGUUUUCAGAGGGAUAAGGCUUAUUUGUCCAAGGAGUUAGAAUUUGUCAAGCACAGAUGGCUUCUAGCUACCUCUUUGCAUAUUUCAAGUGGAAAAGGGAACCACUGCUCUUGAGUGCCCCACGGCUGGGCACUGCGGAGGUGCUGAAUUUCACUCUCAAUUAUCUCAGUAAACUUCUGGGGUGGUUCAUUAUCCUUCCGUGAAAAUUAAGGCUCACCAAGAUACUCCAACCAAGGGCAUUUAACUAGCAAGUAGCCUACCCAGGUUUACGGUUAGCUUUAUGUAUUUCCACUAAACCCAUGACCUACAGAAAGAAACACAAAGGGUGGGAGGAAGCACAAAGGGUCCAGACAGAAAGAGCCCUGGCUUUGGAGCUCCAAGCCCAGCAUGUGCCAUGUGACCUUGGGCAGAACCCACAGCCUCAGUGCCCGUUUGCCUAUCUGUGAGGCCCUUGAAGAGUCACCUGACAAGGUGAGCAGCCCCCAUCCCUGGCCUGGUGCACAGUUCACUGGUCCCCUUCCUUCUGGCUUCUGGCACCCAUGAGCCUUCUCCAGUGUACUGUCAUUUUCCUAUCUCCAUACAUGACCAAAAUAUUUUGGAACCAACCCUGUCUCCUGCACCUGGAGAGAGUCACAGAAUCCUAUCAGGUCACAUGACCCAAGUUUUGGUUUGCAGAAUAAAUACGGUCCUCUAAGUGGAGAGGCCCAGAUCAAGGCUGGCUCAGGGAUGUCGCAUGGGAAGCCUGUGCCCACACACCCUCGGGAACCUGAGGGCAGAGGGUGUGAUACGAUGGGAACAGCUGUCCUCCACCUCGAAGACCCCACCAUGUGGCAGCAAAAUGGACAACCCCAGGACAAAUUCUGCACAACCUUGACAACAUGGUAUCUGCCUAUUCUUGUUAAAUUCAAAUCAUUUGUCAACAUUUACAAAUUACACAGAAAAGCUGGAUUUCCAGCUUAUGAAAAAUGGAAAACAUCUGGCAACACUGGGCCCACAUGCAUUUCCAGAGGCUACCACUGACUUGAGUGAGGGAGAAUGUCCCCUUGAGCUGUGGCAGACACUCCAGUUCACCCCUGCCCCAACCACCCUUGUCUCAACACCGAAACGGCCUGUUGGAGCCACCCCUCAGGUUACACCUGGCCCGGUUCGCAUAUGUUACCUGCCUGGCCCCAGAAAGGCCUUGGCGUUGGUGGCCCCAGCUCCAGGUCAACGGGCAUGUUUGGGAGGAGGCUGCCAGGGGCUGCACAGGCUCCCUGCAGAGGAAGAGGAUGCUGCCCAGUGGCAGGGAGUGAGGGUCAAGGUCCCUCUGGGAGGACAGCCCCAACAUGGGCCUGGGCUCU